AUGCCACAAACCUCCACAACAAAUCCCGUUUCUCCAUUGUUGAACAUUGUAGAAUAUUUGGAUGAUGUGGUAUGUGAUGCAGAUCCUAAUCUAAUGUUUUAUUUACGCUUACCCUUGGAGUCACAAAGGUCGACAAACGGAUUAAACUCGAGCACAAUGCCAACGACAACGACAACGCCAACGACAACGACAACGCCAACACCAACGACAAACGUAAAAGAUGCGAUGUACAUCUCAGCUUCCGGGUAUCGGCAAAAAGCAGAUCCUGAACUAACAGCUGGUUUUAUACAAGGGGAUAUGAUACUUGAUUCAAUGGCACGUAACGGUUGGCGCGACGACAUUUUGCAAUGGCCAAACCAAACAGUCACUUACAAGUUCUUCAAUCAAUUUUCGGACGCUCAUCGCAAUCAAAUAUUACGCGCUAUGCAUGUGAUUCAAUCAGUGUCUUGUAUACGUUUUAAAGAGAUUAUUACCAGUGAUGACGAGACCUUUGUUAAUAUCACUAAUUACAAGCGAUCGUGUUUCUCAAACGUAGGAUGGCAGAGCGAACGUGUGCAACAAUUAAAUUUGGAGACAUCACCCAUUGGAGAAGGUUGCUACCGUUUAGGAACAAUAAUACACGAAUUGCUGCAUACUUUGGGUUUCUUUCAUAUGCAAAGUUCAUCAAAUCGUGACGACUAUGUACGCAUCGUUUGGCGUAAUAUAAGAACGAAAAAUCAUAAGAAUUUUUUAAAACUUCCACAAGCAAUAGCGGAUGAUUUCGAUCAGGAAUACGAUUAUGGUAGCAUCUUACAUUAUAGUCGAUAUGCUUUUUCAGCGAAUGGAGGAAAAACCAUAGUACCAUUGCGUGCAGAAAAGUAUGGUGAUGAAGUGAUAGGACAGCGUUCUUACUUAAGCCGUGGUGAUAUACAGAGAUUGAAUGUUAUGUACCGAUGUCCAAUAAAGAUAAGAACAUCCGAUGAGGUGCCUAACUUUGUUCAAUUGUUUUAA
Messenger RNA from Glossina fuscipes, 990 nucleotides. Its product is annotated as seminal metalloprotease 1-like. The transcript has 4 exons. Gene Ontology annotation, biological process: proteolysis. Lineage: Eukaryota; Metazoa; Arthropoda; Insecta; Diptera; Glossinidae. Bases 1 to 990 code for a protein of 329 amino acids. Gene Ontology annotation, molecular function: metalloendopeptidase activity; zinc ion binding. The record is from RefSeq and is a predicted model, not a curated record.